ACUACAUUUGGGCCCUGUGCUGACAGUAUGCAGAUCUUUGACUCCAGAUCAGGAGACUGUGAUAAAGAAAACUCCCAUUGAGCCUUCUGUCUAGAGAUAAAGGAAACCCUCUAGGAAUGAGGAGACCAGCCUGCCAAAAAGAUUCUCUACAACGUGUCAUUUGCACAUGGUUUAUACAAGGGGCAAUGAACUGCAACAGAGAUGCAUAAAAAGUUUCAUUUACAUUUCCUGGAUAUGAAAUAAGGAGGAGCUCUUGGCUAGUGUAACUCUAUCAGCGCUGCUACAGCAGAUGGCUUUGCAGUUGCAGUUAUCAUCAGCAAGAGAAACUUUUCCAUCUGGGAACCUGUUGCAACUUUUUAUUCGCUCCACUUCUGCUGUUUCGGUGCUUUGCAUGUAAUCACCAUGGCAGCAAAUCUAACAAGCAGACUUUUUGUACUUACCAAGCUACAGGGACCUGCAAGAAUUUGUGCCUGGAAAAGACUUGGGGCGAGAUACUGUGCCUCAUACCAGAAACAGAAGGUGCAAGCAUCUUACCACACUCCAGGACCCCAAUGGGAUGUCCAUUCGUAUAUGCCAGAAUCAACUGCCCUAUCGGGCGUACAGACCUUUCAAGAUCUCCUGCAAUUCUCACACGAAGACCCUGAGACAUUUUGGGGGGUUCUUGCAAGGGAGAGGCUAAUUUGGGUAAAGCCCCAUCAGACCGUUCAAGAUUGUGACUUCACCCAAGGUCGGGUAAGAUGGUUCCUUGGUGGACAGCUGAAUGUAUCCGUGAAUUGUCUAGACAAACAUGUCCAUCAAUGUCCAGAAAGAGUUGCACUAAUCUGGGAAAGAGAUGAACCAGGAACACAUGUAAAGGUCACAUACAGGGAGCUCCUUGACACCACAUGCCGAAUUGCCAACACACUGAAAAAGUAUGGAAUCAAAAAAGGUGACAGAGUGGCCAUCUACAUGCCUGUUUCACCUCUGGCGGUGGCAUCCAUGUUGGCUUGUGCAAGGAUCGGCGCUGUGCACACUGUUGUCUUUGCUGGUUUCAGUGCUGAAUCUUUGACUGGACGAAUUAAUGAUUCUAACUGCAAAGCUGUCAUCACUUUCAACCAAGGACUGAGGGGUGGACGAGUGACAGAGCUCAAGAAGACCGUGGAUGAAGCUGUCAAGAGCUGUCCGUCCAUUAAACAUGUCUUUGUUGCUCAGAGGACGGACAACAAAGUCCACAUGGGUAAUCUUGACAUACCUCUGGAAGAAGAAAUGUCCCGAGCAGAUCCAGUCUGCCCUCCAGAAGCUAUGGACAGUGAGGACAUGUUAUUUAUGCUGUACACAUCUGGCAGCACUGGAAAGCCAAAGGGAGUCGUACACACACAAGCUGGGUAUUUGCUAUAUGCUUCUUUAACACACAAGUACGUAUUUGAUUACAAACAAGGAGAUGUGUUUGGAUGUGUUGCUGACAUUGGCUGGAUUACUGGGCAUAGUUAUGUUGUCUACGGACCCCUCUGCAAUGGAGCCACCACGGUCCUGUUUGAGAGCACUCCAACAUAUCCAGAUCCAGGUCGCUAUUGGGAGACAGUGGAAAGGUUAAGGAUUAAUCAGUUUUAUGGCGCACCGACCGCAAUACGCCUGCUGCUCAGAUAUGGAGAUGAAUGGGUAAAGAAAUACGACAGGUCAUCUUUGAAAAUGUUGGGCUCAGUGGGUGAACCAAUAAACCAUGAAGCUUGGGAAUGGUUUUACCAUGUGGUUGGAGAAGGAAGGUGCGAUCUUGUGGAUACAUGGUGGCAAACAGAAACGGGAGGAAUCUGUAUUUCACCUCGUCCAUCAGAGCAUGAUGCGGAGAUCAUCCCAGCAAUGGCUAUGAGACCUUUCUUUGGGAUAAGACCUACGCUAUUAAAUGAAAAGGGCAAAGUUAUUGAAGGUGGGGAUGUCUCAGGCGCACUCUGUAUUGCCCAACCUUGGCCUGGUAUGGCCAGAACAAUAUACGGAGACCAUCAAAGAUUUAUUGAUGCAUAUUUCAAGACAUAUCCAGGUUAUUAUUUUACCGGUGAUGGAGCCUAUAGGUCAAAUGAAGGUCACUACCAGAUAACAGGUCGAUUGGAUGACGUUAUAAACAUCAGUGGGCACCGGCUUGGCACUGCAGAGAUUGAAGAUGCAUUGGAUGAACAUCCAGAUGUUCCAGAAACUGCUGUUAUUGGUUUCCCCCAUGACAUCAAAGGAGAAGCUGCAUUCGCUUUUGUUGUAUUAAAAGAUGAUGCUAAGGCCAGUGAACAAGCUAUAAAAGAGGAUCUGAAAGCUAUAGUUGCCACAAAAAUUGCAAAGUAUGCCAUACCUGAUCAUAUGCUGAUAGUGAAGCGACUUCCAAAAACACGUUCAGGAAAAAUCAUGAGGCGCGUGCUAAGGAAAAUUGCCAGUGGCCACACAGAAGAUCUUGGAGACAUAACCACGCUGGAGGAUCCAAGCAUCAUUACAGAAAUACUGGAGAACUAUCAGAAGUACAAGACAGAUGAGGCUGCCAAAUAACUACCCAAUAACUGUUAACAAUGGAUAUAAGGCAAAACAUAGAUGAAUACCAUCAUAUUAAAGGACCGGUUAGAAAAUUCUAAUUCAGCUAGAAAAAAAAGUGUUGUGCCGAAUUCACAUUUCUGUCCCUAGAAAUAUAAAAUGUCCAUGUUAGACUGUUGUGCAGGUUUCGAUAAAACACGGCUGCAUGCUUCACUUUAAUGGAAGGGAUCUGCAAUAGCCACCACAUCCCAUGGACUGGUGUGGCACUGUUUCUCAAAUAAAAAUUAACCCUAUUUUUCUAACAGUGAACAACCCCAUUAUGGUUGUUAUACAUCUUAUUACUCUUAGUGAAUGCAUAAUCUGUUGUGAAAUGAAAUUAUCCACUGUUAUACUUGACAUUCAUUGAGCCAGUGCACCCUAUUUAUGCAUUUGGAACAUUUUAAUUUUAUACUGUGCCUACAGUAUACAUUAGGGAUAUGCACCAAGUGAAUUUCUUAAUGUAUACCUCCGAAAGAUGCUACUAAUGUACGUCUCUGAUUCACAAUAUAGUAGAAUAUGUCUCUGCAUUUCCAUACAGUACAAUAUGUCACCCAUAGGCUCCCAUAUUAAAAAUCAUGUACUGCAAAGUUUCUUUGCCUUUGUAUAAUUGGCAAAGCAGUCUGUUUGGUUCUCUACAGCAGAAUAAUGAGGUAUACAUAUACCAGUGUGACAUUGGCAACAUGAACCUUACUCUCCAUUGAUGGAUGUGCUGAGAGCAAUGUGAAUGUAGCCUUAAAGAGACACAGAGCCAAAUGUUCUCUGGUAAGACUCUGAUCAGCUAGUGACAGGCUAGUAGAAAGGAUGUACAUACUGUGAGACAAAAAAGUAUUUAGUCAGCCACCAAUUGUGCAAGUUCCCCCACUUAAAAAGAUGAGAGGCCUGUAAUUUUCAUCAUAGGUAUACCUCAACUAUGAGAGACAUAAUAAGAAAAAAAAUCCAUAAAAUCACCUUGUCUGAUUUUUAAAGAAUUUAUUUGCAAAUUAUGGUAGAAAAUAAGUAUUUGGUCAAUAACAAAACUUCCUCUCAAUACUUUGUUAUAUACCCUUUGUUGGCAAUGACAGAGGUCAAAUGUUUUCUGUAAGUCUUUACAGACUUAUUUUGGCCCAUUCCUCCAUGCAGAUCUCCUCUAGAGCAGUGAUGUUUUAGGGCUGUCGCUGGGCAACACAGACUUUCAACUCCCUCUAAAGAUUUUAUAUGGAGUUGAGAUCUGGAGACUGGCUAGACCACUCCAGGACCUUGAAAUGAUUCUAACAAAGCCCCUCCUUUGUUGCCCAGGCGGUGUGUUUGGGAUCAUUGUCAUGCUGAAAGACCCAGCCACCUUUCAUUUCCAAUGCCCUUGCCAAUGGAAGGAGGUUUUCACUCAAAAUCUCACAACACAUGGCCCCAUUCAUUCUUUCCUUUACAUGGAUCAGUCGUCCUGGUCCCUUGGCUGAAAAACAGCCCCAAAGCAUGAUGUUUCCACCCCUAUGCUUCACACUAGGUAUGGUGUUCUUUUAAUGCAAGUCAGCAUUUUUUCUCCUCCAAACACAAAUAGUUGAGUUUUUACCAAAAAGUUCUACUUUGGUUUCAUCUGACCAUAUGACAUUCUCCCAGUCCUCUUCUGGAUCAUCCAAAUGCUCUCUAGCAAACUUCAGACGGGUCCGGACAUGUACUGGCUUAAGUAGGGGGACAUGUCUGGCACUGCAUGAUUUGAGUCCCUGGCGGCGUAGUGUGUUACUGAUUGUGGACUUUAAUACUUUGGUCCCAGCUCUCUGCAGGUCAUUCACUAGGUUCUGAUUUUUGCUCACCAUUCUUGUCAUCAUUUUGACACCACAGGGUGAGAUCUUGCAUGGAGCCCCAGAUCAAGGGAGAUUAUCAGUGGUCUUGUAUGUCUUCCAUUUUCUAAGAAUUGCUCCUAAGCUGAUUUCUUCACACCAAGCUGCUUGCUUACUGCAGAUUAAGUCUUCCUAGCCUGGUGCAGGUCUACAAUUUUGUUUCUGGUGUCAUUCGACAGCUCUUUGGUGUUGGCCAUAGCAGAGUUUGGAGUGUGACUGUUUGAGGUUGUGGUCAGGUGACUUUUAUACUGAUAACAAUUUCAAACAGGGUCCAUUAAUGCAGGAAACGAGUGGAGAACAGAGGAGACUGUUAAAGAAGAAGUUACAGGUCUGUGAGAGCCAGAAAUCUUGCUUGUUUGUAGGUGACCAAAUACUUAUUUUCCACCACAAUUUGCAAAUAAAUUCUUUAAAAAUCAGACAAUGUGAUUUUAUGGAUUUUUUUUCUCAUUAUGUCUCUCAUAGUUGAGGUUUACCUAGCACAAUUGGUGGCUGACUAAAUACCUUUUUGCCCCACUGUACCAUGAAGAAGUGGAUAAAAUGGCUAUUAUAGGGUGCAUGAAGGAAGAUGGCCCAUACCAUGUUGCCCCAUCUUUGUUUUCUAUGGUUCUGUGAACUUGCACAAAAUUACUCUUCUCAUUACCAAAUAAGGGAAGGGUGAUGCACCUCAAGGACCACAAGUCCCUCCUAUUCCACAAGAUAUAGUUAGUAGGGUCAAAAAACACCAGAUUGUCCAAAGAAUGUGGUGACAUGAACCAGCACCAAGAGCAGACCUGGUUAUAUUCUUGUGGUGGGCGCUACUGUCUUCUAUGAGAGACUAAAAUAAACAAAGUGGAGAGCCCCUGUGUACAGAGUCUCAUUGUAAAGCUAGGUGGAUAGGGAAACGCAUUCACCUGGAAGUGUUCCAUCUAGCACAUACCUGGGCAAUGGUUUGUUCCAAGUGCUUCCAUGUGUUUAAGUACAUUCAUACUAUGAAGACGUCUAGGAGCCACAACCAUAUAAGGUUAAAAAAAAAAUUCUAUUAGAAAGAUUCUAUAAUGCAAAAUAUCCUGACUACUUUUUGUCUUCUAUGUUUGUCUCUGGCUAGUAGGAUACCCAAACUUUUACCAGUCCAGUACAGUGCAACUAAUGACAUAUAAGACAUCAAUAAGUAUACAAUGGAGACUACUACAUCGACAAUCACUGUAAGCAUAAUGACCAUGCUCUGACACUCGGGACUGGGUGUUUUUUCCUGCAGGACUGACCAUAGACAUGUGUUUCUAUUGGAAAAUAUGGGAAUCAUUAAAAUAACAUAUUACUUCUAUGCCUUUGUUCAAUUUGUGAAAAGGCUGCAGAAAGUACAGGUCCAUGGUUUCACUGUUCAAUGUGUGAAUAAUUUAUUGGAAUUUCACAUGUGACGAUAUCACCCUUGCUUAAAGCGGUUAUCCAACAUUAGAAAAACAGCAAAUUUUUCAGAAAACUGCACCACAUUAGACUGCAGGCUGGGUGUGGUAUUGCAGCUCAUUUGCAUUGAAGUGAAUAGAGCCAAGUUGUAAUAACAGACAGGCGUGGUGCUGUUAAUGGAACAAAUAAACUCUGUUUUCCUAUUGCUGGAUAAAAAUGUGAGAUCACAUUUAAUGUCUUAUGGUAGCUAUUCACUUUUUACAUUUAAAAUGGUUUCAUAAUGAAUUUAUUUUUGUUUUUAUGAUGCACAGAGCAAUUAUCAUACCCCCAUGUGCAUUGUUGAAAGUAUUUUUAAAAAUGUUGGUAAUUCUCUCAAAAAUUUGAGAUGUUUUUAGGGGCCAAGUUCAAAGAGGAUUUAUACCAAAAAUGUAAAAUGACCAUAAAGUAGUUUAUCAAAAAGCAAUAGGAAAGUUCAGUCAGUGUUUAAAGAGAAACUGACAGCCUGUUCAACCACAGUAAACCGAAUAUAGUAGGUCAUAGUGUGUGUGUGAAUAGCUGUAAAAUGAGGGAUUCUAAC
Messenger RNA from Hyla sarda, 6297 nucleotides. It is a transcript of the gene ACSS1, whose product is annotated as acyl-CoA synthetase short chain family member 1. The transcript has 14 exons. The coding region runs from base 403 to 2505 and encodes 700 amino acids. Gene Ontology annotation, molecular function: AMP binding; acetyl-CoA synthetase activity. Lineage: Eukaryota; Metazoa; Chordata; Amphibia; Anura; Hylidae. Gene Ontology annotation, cellular component: mitochondrion. The record is from RefSeq and is a predicted model, not a curated record.